Messenger RNA from Anopheles nili, 1188 nucleotides. Its product is annotated as WD repeat-containing protein 89. Gene Ontology annotation, molecular function: protein binding. The transcript has 5 exons. Bases 1 to 1188 code for a protein of 395 amino acids. NCBI's taxonomy places the organism in Eukaryota, Metazoa, Arthropoda, Insecta, Diptera, Culicidae. The record is from RefSeq and is a predicted model, not a curated record.
AUGUUUGAAGCUGAUCAUAGCUCCGAUGAAGAGUCGCCCAUACCCGAUGCCGAUUCGUGCGGUAAAUCCGAAUUGGUUAAACUAUUCCAGCAUGAUAUAUCUCCUGCGUCCGAAAUAGCGGCCUCUUUGAAGCGUACUUGUGGAUUAUAUCUCUCCCAGUCCUGCGAUAAUAGCUCCCUCGCCGUUGGAUUAUCUCGGAAAGAGCUACAGAUGUAUCAUGUGCGGGACAGCGGAGAAAUUACCCUUGCAAAUAGUUCCCUAGCACGAUACGAAACGGGCAUACGAGGGGUGAGGUUUUUCAACGGUGAUCGCAACAGUCUGCUGUGCUGUACCGAGGCUGGCGAUGUGUUUCUUUACGAUUUGCGUGCUGGAUCUGAAGUGCAUCGGUUCGAAGACACAUCGGAAGGAAUGAAAAAGACAAUGACCUCAUGUGAUAUUAAUCAAAACGAUCGCGUUCUCUGUGCAUCAAGCGAGGUACAAAAGAAUGGUGACAGUUUUUUGCUCUUCUUCGACGUGCGCGAGCGCAAGUACCUCGGGUGUUACUGGGAAUGCCACAGUGAUGAUAUUACAAACGUGCGCUUCCAUCCGACGGAUCCAGAUCUGUUUGCCAGCACCAGCGUAGAUGGACUGGUGAAUGUGUUCGAUAUUUCAAAGCUAACCGAGGACGAUGCUAUGAAAUACUGUUUCAACGUAGAGACAUCGAUCGAUUCCAUCAACUGGCACACGGACCCGUCAGGGCGCGAUCUGGUGUCGUGUGUAACAACCACAAACGAUGUGCAUGUUUACGACGUGGAAAGCCAGGAUCGCGUGAUGUUAUUCGAUCGCGAACAUAUAACUCAAUCCAUGCGGCGUACGUCAGCAAUCGAUUGCAAUGUAGUGGGAACGUUUAACUAUGGAAACGGCAGCUUUUUCGUACUAGCGGGAUCGAACUUCAACAGAGGAGCCGAAUGUUUACGGACACUAAAAUACGAUAACAAAUGUCUACUACCCGGACGAUCAUUGAGUGGCAACAAGCAGAUAGUGCGAGCCAGUGUCUACAACGAAAAGGACCAGUAUCUGAUUGCAACGGGCGAAUGCGGUUUGAUUACGCUGUGGAAGUGCCAGGACGGCCCGGAGAGCACUGUCAACAGCGCGAGUAAGAGCAUGAAACACAAACUGAACGUUAGUCAUCGCGCGAAACCCUACUGA